Drosophila virilis is the source of this 2645-nucleotide messenger RNA. It is a transcript of the gene Men-b, whose product is annotated as Malic enzyme b. Gene Ontology annotation, molecular function: NAD binding; malate dehydrogenase (decarboxylating) (NADP+) activity. Gene Ontology annotation, biological process: pyruvate metabolic process; malate metabolic process. Gene Ontology annotation, cellular component: mitochondrion. Lineage: Eukaryota; Metazoa; Arthropoda; Insecta; Diptera; Drosophilidae. The record is from RefSeq and is a predicted model, not a curated record.
UCGGCAUUCGUUCAUCAUUCGCCGACAGCUUCGCGAGGUAGUUUUUGCCCGCGCCGCGUUGAAUACUCAGUUUUGUUUGUUGGGCCUAAUAGGGGUGGCUGGCUGGUUAUUGUCGUGUGUUUCAUAUGUAAAAAAAAAAGCUUAGCGCAACAAAAAGUAUUAUUACCUAGUGAUAAGUGUCAAAACAAAAGCAAGCUACAAGCAAAACACCUAAAGUUAACACAUCAUAAGCAAUUCUAGAAACACAGGCGCAAAAUGUUCUCACGACCCAGCUUGUGUGGAAAUCUCGGUAAACUGUGCCGCAGCGGCACUGCAGCCGUGACGAGUACCCCAACAACAACACCGCCAGCAUUAUCGGCGCUGGCGCUGUGCGAUGCCCGUGGCUAUCAUGAGGUUGUCGGCGACAUUAUCUGCCCCUCACAGGUGCGCGGCAUAGAUCAUAUACGCGAUCCGCGCUUGAAUAAGGGCUUGGCCUUUACUCUGGAGGAGCGUCAGGUGCUGGGUAUUCAUGGCCUGCAGCCAGCACGUUUCAAGACCCAGGAGGAGCAGCUACAGCUGUGCAAGAUUGCCGUUAACCGCUAUACAGAACCACUGAAUAAGUAUCUGUACUUGAGCGAUCUGCACGAUCGCAAUGAGCGCCUGUUCUUCCGCUUUUUAUCGGAGAACAUUGAGGAUCUAAUGCCCAUUGUAUACACACCCACGGUGGGCCUGGCAUGCCAGCGCUUUGGCCUGAUCUACAGACGUCCGCAUGGCCUCUUUGUCACAUUCAAUGAUCGCGGUCACAUCUUUGAUGUGAUGAAAAACUGGCCAGAGCCGAAUGUGCGUGCCAUUUGUGUAACUGACGGCGAGCGCAUCCUGGGCCUGGGUGAUCUGGGCGCUUGCGGAAUGGGCAUACCAGUUGGCAAACUGGCGCUGUACACCGCACUGGCGGGCAUUAAGCCGCAUCAAUGCCUGCCCAUUGUGGUGGAUGUGGGUACCAAUAAUAUCGAUCUGCUGGAGGAUCCACUGUACGUGGGUCUGCGUCAAAAGCGUGUCGUGGGACGCGAAUAUGAUGAUUUUAUCGACGAGUUCAUGGAGGCUGUUGUCAAGCGCUAUGGCCAGAAUACACUUAUCCAGUUUGAGGACUUUGGCAAUCACAAUGCAUUUAGAUUCUUAGACAAGUAUCGCAAUACAUACUGCACCUUUAACGAUGAUAUUCAGGGAACAGCCGCUGUGGCUGUGGCCGGCUUGUACGCCUCGAAGCGUAUCACGGGCAAGUCCUUCAAGGAAUACACUUUCCUAUUCGCGGGGGCCGGCGAGGCAGCCAUUGGCAUUGCCGAUCUCGUGGUCAAGGGCAUGGUUGCCGAAGGCGUGCCCAUCGAGGAGGCAUAUAGUAGGAUAUUUAUGGUCGAUAUUGACGGGUUGUUGACCACAUCGCGCAAUGUGGGCAACCUGGAUGGCCACAAAGUCAAUUAUGCCAAGGACAUUGAACCAAUGCAGGAUCUCGAGCAAAUUGUAUCGACUGUUAAGCCAAGUGUGCUAAUUGGCGCUUCAGCUUGCGCCGGUCUCUUCACGCCCAAAAUUCUGCGCACCAUGGCGGACAAUAACGAAAGGCCCAUCAUAUUUGCUCUCUCAAAUCCAACCAGCAAGGCGGAAUGCACAGCCGAGGAGGCUUAUCACAACACAGAUGCUCGCGUCAUCUUUUCAUCGGGCUCGCCCUUCCCACCGGUUGUUGUGGGCAACAAAACCUACUACCCUGGCCAGGGUAACAAUGCCUACAUUUUCCCUGGUGUUGGGCUGGGUGUCAUAUGCACGGGUACACAUCACAUACCCGAUGAUAUGUUCCUGAUUGCUGCCCAGGAGCUGGCCAACUUUGUGGAGCCCGCUGACAUUGAGCGUGGCUCAUUGUACCCGCCGCUGUCGAGCAUUCGUGAUGUCUCCAUGAAUAUUGCCAUUGGCGUAACUAAAUGUGCUUAUGAUAAGGGCUUGGCAUCCACAUACCCAGAGCCGCAGGACACGCGCAAGUGGCUGGAGGAUCAACUGUACAACUUUAACUAUGAGUGCUCGAUGCCAGUCACCUGGACCUGGCCACGCAUGCCAUACAUCAAGACCCGCGAAGAGAGUCCGCUUAUUGCCGCUAUUAAAUAAGAAAAUCGUUCAGUUCUCUUGGUUGAUCGUUUGAUGGCACCUCUGUAUUGCAUUCUAACCCACUCUUCGUAUAACUACUACUACUACUACCACUACCACUACUUUAAAGCGACCACGAACAGCACCAAACACUAACCAAGCCUAGGCCUAGAUAAUUUCUGCAACGGCUCACACUAUCUACAUGUUAUAUGAUCGAUUCACUUGCCACGUCAGUUGCCAGGUUCAAGAUCAGCCGGCAUAAGGCUAUGGGGCUACCCAGCUCUUCAUUGGUGACUAAUUAAACAAGCAAACUUCCACAUUGUUAUUAAAUUUACCCAUAAAAAUUGUUAGUCAUAGAUACCAGCUGUAGUAGUUAGCCAGCGACAAGUGCGACAGAGACUUCUAUGUAUUUUCAAUAUGUUCAUAUAGUAUUAUAUAUGUCUGUACAGAAUGUUUUUAUUUGUAUUAAUUAUUAUGUUAAUUUGUAUCUGAUCGAAAUUGAUAAUGUUACGAUGAAUGCGAACCUAAUUAUCUCACAA